AUGGCCGCGAGCACGCUGCAAACUAAGACCAUCAGCUCUGAGAAAUUCGUUGAAAGCUGCGGCGCGAUAUUAUUCGACUUGACCAACCCCUCUGACAUCAAAGUCUGCGUAAUCCAGCACAAAAGCACCGGAGAAUGGCAUUUCGCUAAAGGACGCCGGAACCAAGGAGAAGCCCGCAAGGAUGCCGCAAUCCGUGAAGUGAUGGAGGAAACUGGGUUUCGCUGCCAACUACUACCACUUACCAUGCCGACCAGAGCAACACCUGUGGAGGCCCGUCCAGAUGUCCCUGAUAAGGCGCACGUGUGCGAGAACCUUGUAGAGCCCUUCAUGUGCCAGAUUCGAACACUUAAGGCUGGGAAGGGCACGAAGAUUAUAUGGUGGUUUAUUGCAGCCCUGGAAGGGGAUGCGGGCAGGGACAAACUACCAGGAGAAGACACAUGGCUGCCUGCAUUCAAGUCAUGGCACAGUGCAAUGAACGCUUUGACAUUCCAGAACGAUCGCGAGGUGUUGCAAAAAGCCUUGUCAUUGCUUCAGAUGACA
Paraphaeosphaeria sporulosa is the source of this 540-nucleotide messenger RNA. Its product is annotated as NUDIX domain-containing protein. Lineage: Eukaryota; Fungi; Ascomycota; Dothideomycetes; Pleosporales; Didymosphaeriaceae. The annotation marks the transcript as partial. Gene Ontology annotation, molecular function: bis(5'-nucleosyl)-tetraphosphatase (asymmetrical) activity. The record is from RefSeq and is a predicted model, not a curated record. Gene Ontology annotation, biological process: ATP biosynthetic process; AMP biosynthetic process. The transcript has a single exon.